CGCUGGGGACCGAACCUGGAACCUUAGGACUACGAAUCCCGAGCGCUGUUCACUUGGCCGUCGGCUGUCGAGCAAAUAAAAAUGAUUCAAUCUUUCUGAGACAAGACCUUCACCUUGUAGUAUCACACAAGGGAUAAAAUAAACUUGAUGAACAGGUUUCCAUGAAAUUUCUUAGUCAACCGGUACACAAUUUAUGUAAAACUAUCAAUGUAUGAUUGUCAAAUAAACCCUGCCUAACAAACCUGCCGAUGUUCUUGGAGAGAAACAACUGCACAAAAGACCACCAGUAGCUGUAUCGUAUAUGGACUACUCUAAAGCUUUUGAUAGUGCCAUGGAAUAAAUGGAUAGAAUGGAUAAAAAUGAUUGUUAAAACAGAGCAACGAAAGGAUCGUCCUAAAUGGAAGAGAACAACUGAUCAAAUCUUGAGUACAGUACUGCAUGAUUCUAUCGUAGGGUCGACCCCUUUUGUAAAAUUUAAUAAUAUAAAACAUUGAUAAAAUACAAAAACAUAUAAUCAAACUUGCAUAAUAGGAAGUGAAAACAAUGUUGAGGCCUUGGAAAAGUAUCUACAGUAUAUGAAUUCCACAGUCAGACAGACGACUGGCAAAUGCUUUUCAAUAUUGAAAUACAGUAAACCAUAACAAUACACAUUACAGUACUGUGUAUAUAUAACAUACCCAACAGCACAGCCAUGCUGAAAACCUAAGAGUUGUGAUCCACCAGCACUUGAGAAUUUCUCAGAAUGUGGGAGCUGCAGUAAUUAGUUGGCCAACUGUAAGAGCUGAUGAACUGUUGACUUUCAGGAAAAUAAAGUGGUUAUUCGCCUGGAUUUCAUCUAUGGAAAACUCCCAUCUGCUCUAAUGUAUCCAAUCAUGGAGACAAUGCCUUUGAAAGGACAAAUAAGGGACAAAUAUCAUUCCAGAACCAAGUUAACUCUAAACAGGAAAAGCUGAGGUUUUCAGGACCAACACUGCAAACCAGACAUGAUGAGGGUUUUUCAGAAUAUGGAGAUAUUAAUACAGAUGACUUCAUUAAAAGAUUAUGAAAGAUUAGACCUUUGGCAAGGGAUUCGGAGGUUCGCCUGUCCAUCUCGGCAAAUCUCCGUGCCUAUAUUGUGUGCAUCAGUAGCAGCUCCGAUGCCCAUCUACUCUUCAACAAUGGCUGGUGAUGUGUGGGGCCAGUGGUUUACGUGCUGCAUCACUCAACAGCCACCACAGCGUCGGCGUCGCCGUAUAGACCGCACCAUGAUUGGAGAGCCAACCAACUUCGUACACACAGGGCACAUUGGCUCGAGUGAUGUACAGAUGGCCAAUAACCAGUUGGCCCAAUUACAGUCCCAAAUGAAGAGUAAAGGAGGAUAUGAAGAGGCUUUACCGCACAACCAUAUGAUGGCAGUUGUUGCAGUGCAAAGAACAUAAGAAAAAUAUGACGUAGCAGAAAGCUGGAAAAAUAGUUCUUCCGUGCAAACUGGCCUCGGGAUCCACUUCUAUGUUACAAAGUUGGAAGAUACAGAUCUUGCCAUAUAUGAGGUGUUUAGCUUGUGCUGUGUCUCGUGUCCAUGGUGCUCCUUAUAUUCAGGUCAAAUGCCUUGUGUACCAAGACUUGACUCCCCCCUUGUGACUCAUUAUAGCCUGUGUACUUGAUUAAGGUUUGAGAACCUGUUUCUUGUUAACUACUGUACUUCCACCAGCAUUUAUUGUGUGUCUUGUGUGUGAAAAUUCUGAAUUUAUUCUACAGUUAUAAAUAUUGGUUUAAAUGUUAUAAAAAUGUGCUCAAAUCUAUUACUUAGCUCGUGUAGCGUGGUAAGAGUAGUUAAUUUUGGCGCAAAAAUUGUGUACAUUAUUUCUCAGUAAAUGGAGUUGUGCACAAAGGAAAAUAUUCAUCAAUUUAAAAAAAUUAUGACUAAUUUUGGUGUGAUGUCUUCAUGUAAACUGUGCGUUACUGAAGAAUAGAUUUUAAUGUUCGAUUCUCAUCUCUCAAAUGGUUUGUAGUUCCAUGGUAAGCUUAAAGAAAUUGUCAUAUUCUCCAGCAACUCACAUCCUUCUACAUCUUCCACUGGAGGGUAUGGUGCAUUGACUCGAGUGUAUAUUUUGCCAUGCCUCACCUUGAACCGUAUUCUUAUAUGGGCAAUUAGGUUUGGGUUUGGGUCGUGCUUUGGGAGCUUUUUUUUGGCGGGACGUUAGUGUCAUUUUAGUGGUUAAGGCCGGGUUAGUCUCCUCAUAUUUUGUACAAAUACUGAAUAUAUGUAAUAAUGUAAGUAACCACAUGAAUCGAUCUAUUUGUUGGAAUAAGAGAUCUUUUGUGUAAUAUAUUUAAUUAUGACUUAGUAUUAAUUAUGGAAGCAAAGUUGUCCAAUUUCUAUUCGGAGGUGGAAGGCCUAUCUGUUAAUUUUAACGUUCUCAAAUAUUUCUGGAUUGUUUGAUUCCUGUAUUGGUCCCGCUCUGUAACAAGUCUGUCCUGUAAGUGAUCCAAAUUUACCUUGCACAGUUACCAUUCCACAUUAUUUGGAAACAUUUGGGUAAGUUUGUAGUGCUUCAUUGAUUGUUAAUCCAUUGGUAGGAGUAUAAAUAAUGCACUUCGAAUAUUGCAUCAUUUUAUUAAGUGCAUUCGUGAUCUUGAAAGUCGUUAAACUAAGUGGUCAUUGUUGGAAAAUAGACGAGCUGGAUAAUUUAGGAAGCUUGUAAUAGAUAUCCCAUUAUCCACGAAUCACAUUAUUGUAAAUUAUAUUUUUGCAAAAAAAUUGUGUGUGAAUUGUUAUAUAAAAAUGCUAGGUAUAUAUAUAUGUACUAUAUAUAUAUAUGAGCUAGGUGCACAAAUGAACUUGAUGCAUUAGUAGGCACACAUGAACUAUGUACACAUGAACCAAGAACUAGGUGCAAAUCACUCAGGUAGACAGUGAAAAAUAGUUUCAUUAUUGAGGUGCCAUUUAUCUAACAUAGACAAUCCUCUCAUUCUGGUGAGAUGAUGUAUGCAAGAUAGAAGAAAUAUUGUUACACAUUGCCAAGCAUUCCAAACUGCCAUCAGUAGGCUAACAAAAAAUGUAUUUUGCCAAUUAAUUGCCCGUUGCCCUCGGUUAAUUUUGAGAACCUUUUUAAAACCAAUAUCUUGUCUUGCCAGCACUAACCUUAUCCAAGAGAGACUAAGAUAUGAUGUUGACCAGACCACACACUAGAAAGUGAAGGGACGACGACGUUUCGGUCCGUCCUGGACCAUUCUCAAGUCGAUUCUUGCAAUCGACUUGAGAAUGGUCCAGGACAGACUGAAACGUCGUCGUCCCUUCACCUUCUAGUGUGUGGUCUAGUCAACAUAUUUCAGCCACGUUAUUGUGACUCAUCGUCUGCACUAAGAUAUGAUUGUCAUGUUGUGACCUUUGUACAGUGUCCCAGCUAGUGAGGAGUUGUGGUGGUGUGUGCUUGUUUAAUUUUAACAUGUAUUUCUAAGUAUGCUAUUUUGUAGGCGUAAAUCUUGAGCUUUCUAGUAUUUGUAUUUAGAGGUUAGCUGUCGGAAAAAGACUGCCAAUGUGUAUGAAAUGAUAUAUAAACAAUGACAAGAUUGGUGCAGAUUAUACAAUAUGUAAACUCUUAGUUUGGUGCAUUUUUUCUCAUAUUUGGUACAUAGCAACCAAGUGUUUUCUCUGAAUGGUUGUCUUCUCAGAAAAAAAAUAAUAAUAAUAAAAAAUAAAAAUUGUAAACUCCUAGCUGGGAGACCGUUUAGCCUUAUCCCGUGCCUUCUGUAACCCAGUCAAUACUAUAUCUUAAUAGGGACCAGGGAUCCCCUUUACAUGUUAAAUGUCCAUCCAUUUUUUAUCUUUGAACUUUUUUUUUUUUCUCCUCCUUGUGACAGAUUAAGUUUAUUAAUGACAAAACUGAAGCAUGGCCAACAGGUAGCUUUGCUAAAAGGAAAUACUUUACAGUAUCAUGACAUGUUUUACUCCCUGAAGAGGUAAUGAGAUUUAGCUCGGUUAAUAUGUUAAAUUUCUGCAUUUAUAUAUUUUGGCCUUCAGAAAGUUAAAAAAAUAUUGUUAAUGAUAGUUAAGACUUAAUUUGAGAACGUUGUACUCAAGAGUUACUGUAUGCAUUUUUAAUGACCAGUGUUUUAGGUAAUAGACUUAACUUUCUGAUGUUAAAUUAGGUGCAUAUAUAUAUUUAAAUGGAUAUUCAUGUUGUAUGUUGUAUAUUAAGCCAUGUUGAUGUUAAACAUGUGUUCUGAUGUCAUGUUUGGUAAUACAAAUUUAUUUUAAAGCCAUUUUAAGACAUGGUUGUAUUGUAGCCAGUUAUAUAUCCAGAAUCUUGAAUAUUCUUAUGGUGGGUGAAUUUUUAUAAUGUAGAAAUUGUCUUGCAAUAGGAAUGUUGCUCUGCCCUUCCUCCCCAAUUUUCCUAGUCUGUCUCUGAAUAAUUUAUUUAUUGUUUAAAAGGAAUUCAUAUAUAGUGAUCACUGUUGUCAAGUAUGCUAUUUUUAAUGUCACUGGUCUAGUCCUUUAAACAUGUUUUGAUUUGGCUUUGACAUUGAGGUAAUUUUAAAUUUUUGGCAGAGUAAGAAGAAAAAUAAUUUUGUAUCAAAUAUACUUAGAUAUAAAACAUUUUUGUAAUGAGCACAAAAUUUUUUUUAGGUUUAACCAGUGUAUUCCAUGUGUAAUUUUUAAUUUGUCAUUCUUCUGAUCUUGUAACAUUGAUUUGUGUAUAAAACUUCACAUCUAGAUCAGUAUGUACAAAUUGUCAAUGAAUACAAUUUAUCAUCCCAGAUACAAUUCAGCAAAAGAUUUUAUGAUGUUCACGAUAUAGAAGGGUAAUGAAUAACUGUAUAUACAAAUGUUUGCAUUGACAAGGACCAAUAAUUUGUGUAACAGUGGAAGGCGUUCAGACUACAAACGGCAGUUGUACUUCAGCUCUGUUCUCAAUUUCCAGUUCUUCCAUUUGAUAAUUUCAUCACUUAUACAUAUUUUACCUUUUUAAUAUUGUGAAUUUAGGGCAGUAGAACCAAAUAAAAUGCUGAACUUAU
Molecule: messenger RNA, 4998 nt
Organism: Procambarus clarkii (red swamp crayfish)
Lineage: Eukaryota; Metazoa; Arthropoda; Malacostraca; Decapoda; Cambaridae
Gene: Spec2
Product: CDC42 small effector protein Spec2
Biological process (GO): regulation of Rho protein signal transduction
Cellular component (GO): plasma membrane
Molecular function (GO): small GTPase binding
Source: RefSeq, a predicted model, not a curated record